Molecule: messenger RNA, 1138 nt
Organism: Myotis daubentonii (Daubenton's bat)
Lineage: Eukaryota; Metazoa; Chordata; Mammalia; Chiroptera; Vespertilionidae
Gene: CFAP77
Product: cilia and flagella associated protein 77
Source: RefSeq, a predicted model, not a curated record
GCUCCGCUCGGGCCCCAAGCUGGGAAGCGCACCGGGUCCAGCCCCGGGUUGACUCCCCGCGACCCCCAGGAUGCCAGAGGCCAAGACCUCCCGCCAGGACCCCCUGCGAUGGACGAAGAAGCCGGUGCGCCGCUCUGUCAGCCAGAUCUGCCCGCCCCCGCGGCGGCCCCUGACCGUGGCCGACAUCCGGCCGGGCAUGGAGAACGAGAGGCUGGGGGUCGUGCGGGAUUCCAUGUUUCAGAACCCGCUCAUCGUCAAGGCUGAGCUCGGGAAGCCCCGGGAGCAGAGCUGCAGCCUCCCCGGCAUCGACUUCAACUACGGGCUCUACGUCCGCGGGCUGGACGGCGGGGUCCCCGAAGCCAUCGGACACUGGAACGUGUUUAAGCCGCAGCCCACCCGCCACCAGGAGCUGAGCCGGGAUUACAUCGCCACGAAUCGAGGGGCGGUGAAGGCGGGCCUGGUGACCGCCCGGGAGACGCUCCUGUACAAGCAGCUCAAUGACUUCCGCGUCAGCAGCAAGGACAACCGGCGCUACAGGAAGGAGCCCACCAUCGUCCCUCCAAACAUGACCUUUGGGGUCCAGUCCCGGCCUUCCACGCCCCUGUUCGACCUGCUGCAGCACCGGUACCAGAAGCUGUGGGUGCAGGAGCAGAAGGCCACCCAGAAAGCCAUCAAACUGGAGAAGAAGCAGAAGGUGAGCCUCGGGAAGCUUUACGAGACCCGGAGCAGCCAGCUGCGGAAGCACAAGCCGCCCGUGCAGCUGGACGCCCUCUGGCACGCGCCUCACUUCCAGAAGGUGGGCCCGCACCUCGACACCUUCCCCAGCGAGGCCGACCGCCGGAGAGCGUUCAAAGCCCAGCGGGAAGAGCAUGCCGUGCGCCAGGGAACCCUGCGGCUGGGCAACUACACCCACCCCUGAAGCCGCCUCCACACGCGGAACAUUCCGGAAGGCCCCCCGUCCUGCCCCCCCCUCCUGUUUUUACGUGGGUUCUGCUGCUGCAAGGACCUCAGGGUCAGGUCUUAGGUUAGUUAUUUUUGCUACGAGCCCCCCUCUUCAGUUAGGCAACACUAGCUCACCUUCGCCCCGCGCCCCUCAACCUGGGGACUCCCCGUCCUCUGGCAGCCGCCCGCCCUCCCU